UCCUUCGAUUUGGGAUCUAUUCUAUUUUCUUCUUCUUCAAACCUCUUUUAAAUAUUCAAAAAAAGAAAUCAAAACCCAUUAAUAAAACCACAUCAAAGCUUGGUUCUUUACAACAAAACCAUUUCUGGGUCAUUGUUUAUUUGUGUUGGAAACCUUAAAGUUUGGUCCUUUAUAACAAAAACUCAUCUGGGUCAUUGUGAAUUUGUGUUGAUUGUUUCAAAGUUUGAUCCUUUUUAAGGAAAGAUUUUCUGGGUCAUUGAGAAUUUGUGUUAGGUUUGUUGGGUUUUUGUUUUGUUGAGGUUUUUGUGAUUUUUAAGAAUGGCUGCUGCUACUACUGCUGGUGUUAUUAGUGGUAAUGGAUCUUCUGUUUCAUGGAGAAGAAAAGAAAAGAAGAUGAACAGAGUUAGGGUUUUUUGUUCUUCUUCAUCUUCUGUGAUGGAUUCUUAUAAGACAUUGAGGAUUCAACCAGAUGCUUCUGAAUCUGAUGUUAAAAAGGCUUUUAGACAACUUGCUUUGCAGUAUCAUCCGGAUGUUUGUAAAGGAAAAGAUUCUGGUGUGCAGUUUCAUCAAAUUAAUGAGGCUUAUGAUGUUGUGAUGGCAAAAUUGAGAGAAGAACCAAAAAAGGCAAAAAAAGCAACCUUAGAUGAAGAGUCAUUUAGAGGAAUGAAUGAUCCAGAUUGGGAAUAUUGGGAGGGGGGUUGGGAAGGAGCAUGGACUUCUCAUAUUAAUCCUUACAUAGUUUAUGAUAUUGGAAAUUAAUAAUUAGUCAUUUUAAUUAUAUGUUUAUGUGCAUUAUUAUUAUUAGGUAAAAUGGGUCUAAUCUAGACCUACUACUUGUUUUGUUCCCAUCCGAAAGUGAUUGGUGGUUUGUAUAUAGUCCAAGUUGAUGUCAAAUUUUUCUCUAUAUAAUUGAAGUUGAAAGAAUAUUUGGCUUGUUA
Messenger RNA from Vicia villosa (hairy vetch), 938 nucleotides. RefSeq names its product chaperone protein dnaJ 8, chloroplastic-like. The record is from RefSeq and is a predicted model, not a curated record. The coding region runs from base 319 to 759 and encodes 146 amino acids. Lineage: Eukaryota; Viridiplantae; Streptophyta; Magnoliopsida; Fabales; Fabaceae. The transcript is spliced from 3 exons.